AAUUCAACGAAUACAAAUCGCUGGCUUCUUAUUGGUCAACAUCCCUUGUCCGCCAAAGUUUGGAAAAGUCAGAAACGGAUCAACUUCACUAAAACAAAAUGGACGAGGAAAUUGACUCGAAAUACGAAUUUAAUGCCCCCAAAUUUAUUGACUUUUUACAAGGGGACGUAGAUGAAGAUGCAGAUAAAUGGUUUGAUGAACGAGAAGGUGAUGAAGGAGGCAUUGACAUCGACUUAGUACCGUACUACGAAAAAGCAUUGGGUGAUAAUGGAUUUAAAAAUGCAACUUCAGCCAUAACAGCUGCUUUAAAUAAUGAUCUUGAUGAGCCUAAGCCUGGAAGUCCUGAGGCAGCAUCAGAGCAUGCGCAAAUGGAGGAUAAAGAGGAAGCGAUGGAAUGUGACGAACCAAUGGAAGUACAAAACCAUUGUAAUAAGGAAGACAAUGUUAAAAUAGAAGACACUGGUGUACUUUUACCACCAGAUAAAAUUAAACAGGAAAGAAAAUCUAAUAUGCCUAAUACACAGUCUGUGGAAAAUGUUCAUGUGUUAAAUAUUAAGAAGGAGAGAGUUUCUCACAUGCCAGAGCCUGCGGAAGACAAGCAAGAGUCAGAAAAAAUGAUCCCUGAUAGUAAUAAGGAGAAUAACAAUAAAGAGGGUGUGGAACAAACUGGAAGCAGUGAUGAUGUUGAAAAGGAUACUAAGCCAGUUAAAGUUCCACCAAGAAAAUCAAAUAUAAGACGUUCUUGGAGCAGUCCUAGUAAUCCGCGUAAACAAUCUGCUCCCAAUAUCAGACGCUCACAACCGCCACGACAGAGUGCCAAAAAAAGCAUCAAUUAUUCCGACACAAAGAAGCGAAAGACCACAUUGUCUCAGGAAUCUAUGUUGUUUCCUAAGAAACCAAAGUUUGAUUAUGGGCCAACAAUGCCAAAUACCCCUUCCUUUGUCAGAAAACUUAGGGAAAGAGGUCAGAAGCGUGGCCAGUCCUCUGAAGCGAUCCAAUUAAAGAAAAUUCGAGAUCUUCAAAACCACACUAAAGAGCAGUUAAAACGUAAUCAUAAAAAUAUGAAACAAGCCAUCAAAGCAGGUUCAUACAUGCCUGUAAGAUGCAUGACUAACAUUACAAAGCCCAAAGAAUUCCAGUUUGCGACUGAUACUCGAGUCAAAGAGCAUACAAUGCAUACUCGAAGAGAUUCCCAGAAGCCCUUUGAAAAUCAACUGCGUAAACACCCACCGUCUCCUCCAGCAGGUAAGAAGGAAUCAACUAAGCCAAAACCAUUUCAUUUUGUACUGCCUGACAAAGGAGUUGCACCGAAGCAGAAAUGGGAGUCAAUGGCACAGUUUACAAUGAAUUUUCAAACAAAGACACCAGAGAGGUUCAGAAUGAAACCAAGAAAAGACGAAGAUAAUUGCAGCGUAGACGGCGAGAAAAAGAAAAGUCACAAAGUUCAAGUCACUGUGCCUAAAACUCCCUUGUUGAUGACUCGCACCAGAUCUCGUCCUGCCAAUGUUGAAAGUGCAGAAGAGCGAGAGAUAAAAGAAGCUGAAAGUGUCAAAAGUUACCAAUUCAAAGCAACUGAAUUCAAUCCUAAGAUUGUCGAGAUGCAGGGAAUGUAUGGUGUGAAGCAGGUACCUGAAGCAUCGACAACACAAGUGAAACCAUUCCACUUCGAACUGGAUUCGCGAACGGAUCAUAGGAAGCAGAAAGAAGAUGUGAAUAAGCCGGCAGAAAAAACAGCAACCGGGAAAGCCAAAAUAAACACUUCACUGCCGUCAAAAAUGGAUAAGCCAAAACGAACAGAGGUGAAGCCAUUUUCAUUUGAAAGUCGCGAUAAAGAACGUUAUCAAAAGAAAGAAGAAAAAAUCAAGGAGAUUAUGGAAGGCGAAAAAAAAUUACACGAAUUCCAUGCACGUCCUCUGCCCUCGUUUUCACCUGAGGUGUUACCUGCUCCGGCCACUAAACCUAUAACUGAACCACAACCGUUUCAUAUAUCAGUUGGAUCGACAGCUUAUCAACAAAAGCUGAAACAGAAGCUGGAAGCAGAAGCAGAAGAAGAGAGGGCUAAACGUCAAUUUAAAGCUCAAAAUGCUGACGUAGUCAAAAAUAAACCGUUUAAACCGCUUACUGGGCUAAUACCGCCGACUAGUCCGAACCAAGUUGUCAUGAACUCAGAUAUUCGCGCCAAAGAACGGGCAAAGUUCGAGGAGUGGAAGUCCGAGCAAAAUCGUCUCAUGGAAAUGGAGAAAAUGAGAAUACAAAAGGAAAAGGAACUAGAAGAAGAAAGGCAAUUGAAAUUAAUGCGAAAAGAGGCUGUUCCUAAGUCACACCCUGUUCGACGCUACAAACAUAUCGAGCUCCAGAAAAGCGAUAAACCGCUGACUACGCCACAGACGCCUAACUUCGAAUGCCAGAAGCGAGCUUUAACCAGGUUAUAACGACGCGCGAAAAGAAAGCGAAUUUGAUUUUAUGUUUUAAUCUUUAUAUAAGCUAACACUGCAUUUAUAAUAUUAAGGGAGGUUUUUGUAAAUAUAAUAUUCUUCCACUGGGAUUCAACAAACUACCUGCGGGCAUGCGCGCGUAACAGGCUUCCACGCGUCUUAGAAGCAGGAAAGUUGAACAACAAUCAGGAAAAAAGCCAACAUUCGAUCUAAGAAAACACAGGAAUCUUAAAGGUACGCUUCUCUUAACCACAAAAUUUUUUUCAUGCAAUAUGUCUAGCUAUUUCUAUCCUGUAGUAGUUUUCGUGUGUCAAGGUGUAUCUAUUAAGACUUACAUGUUCAUAACUGCAGCUGUCGUGCAGGUAUUGUAAAAGCAGAUUGAUGUUUAGGAAAAUGUUUGACGUGCAGCGGGCAUUCUUUAUAACUCGAUUUACAUAUGAUGUAUUCGUUGACUUUGUUGAUACGUUAACGCUGGCUUUGUUUUCAAGUCUACAGAGAUAGCCUUAGUCCCUACGCAUAAAUUUCAGGUAGCUUGAUAUACGGCACUUGAACGUUAACCCUGGAUAACCUUUUUUCUUUAUUAUGGCUACCAUUAUUUAAAAGAAAAAAUCGGCGCAUACUCGACAUAUGCCACCACACUACGUUAGUGGUAUCCUUUUCUGCAACGAUUAAUUUGUGAUUUAUAAAAUUAUUCCACGUGAUGUAUUAGUUUUUACUGUGUUUUGAAUAAACUGUAUUCUAUUACUCUAUGUAACGUGUGCCUAUAUUUCUUUAAUAAAAUUUCCAACGUUAAA
This is a messenger RNA of Hydractinia symbiolongicarpus, 3229 nucleotides long. RefSeq names its product targeting protein for Xklp2-A-like. NCBI's taxonomy places the organism in Eukaryota, Metazoa, Cnidaria, Hydrozoa, Anthoathecata, Hydractiniidae. The record is from RefSeq and is a predicted model, not a curated record. Gene Ontology annotation, biological process: regulation of mitotic spindle organization; activation of protein kinase activity. Bases 99 to 2432 code for a protein of 777 amino acids. The transcript is spliced from 10 exons. Gene Ontology annotation, cellular component: microtubule; spindle.